Molecule: messenger RNA, 1518 nt
Organism: Colletotrichum spaethianum
Lineage: Eukaryota; Fungi; Ascomycota; Sordariomycetes; Glomerellales; Glomerellaceae
Product: NAD/NADP-dependent betaine aldehyde dehydrogenase
Exons: 1
Coding region: 1-1518 (505 amino acids)
Molecular function (GO): aldehyde dehydrogenase (NAD+) activity
Source: RefSeq, a predicted model, not a curated record
AUGGCACCACCACAGCAGCAGCAGCAGCAGCAGGACCGGCACACCUUCUAUGCGGGGAAGCCGCAACCGGACUCGGAAUCCCCAGGCACCUUCCAGUCCAUCGACCCUGCGACGGCAAAGCCCGUCUGCACCAUCCACACCUCGUCCCCGGCCUCCAUCAACGCCGCCGUGGACGCCGCAAAGGCCGCCUUCCCCUCGUGGUCCGCCACGCCGCCCAUUGAGCGCUCCCGCAUCCUGCUGCGCGCCGUCGCCAUCCUGAGGGAGCGCAACGACGAACUCGCAACCGUCGAGACCCUCGACACCGGCAAGGCCUUCUCCGAGACCCAGUACGUCGACGUCGUCACCGGCGCUGACGUCCUCGAGUACUAUGCCAACCUCGUCGCCUCCGGCGGCCUCAACGGCGAGUCCUUCCGCCUGAGGCCCUCCGCCUGGGUCUACACCACCAAGGAGCCCCUCGGCGUCUGCGCGGGCAUCGGCGCCUGGAACUACCCCAUCCAGAUCGCCCUGUGGAAGUCGGCGCCUUGCCUGGCCGCCGGCAACUGCAUGGUCUACAAGCCCAGCGAGUUCACCCCGCUGCACGCCGAGUACCUCGCCUCCGUCUACAAGGAGGCCGGCGUGCCGGACGGCGUCUUCAACGUCAUCUACGGCGCCGGCGACGUCGGCGCCCAGCUAACCUCCCACCCCGACAUCGCCAAGGUGAGCUUCACCGGCCAGGUGAGCACGGGCAAGAAGGUCGCCGGCUCCGCGGCCGGCGGCAUGAAGUACGUCACCAUGGAGCUCGGCGGCAAGAGCCCCGUCAUCGUCCUGCCCGACUGCGACGUCGAGCAGGCCGUCGACGGCGCCAUGCUCGCCAACUUUUACAGCUCCGGCCAGGUCUGCACCAACGGCACGCGCGUCUUCGUCCCCAAGACCCUCAAGGCGCAGUUCGAGAAGCUCGUGCUCGAGAAGAUCCAGUACGUCCGCGCCGGCGACCUGUUCGACCCGGCCACCAACUUUGGCCCGCUCAACAGCAAGACCCACCUCGAAAAGGUGCAGGCCUACGUCCGCAAGGGCGUCAUGGAAGACAAGGCGACGCUGCUGGUCGGCGGCGCCACGCCGCCCAAGGGCCUGCCCUCGGCGUACCAGGCCGGCUUCUGGAUCCAGCCGACCGUCUUCACCGACUGCACCGACGACAUGACCAUUGUCAAGGACGAGAUCUUUGGCCCCGUCAUGAGCAUCCUCACCUACGACACCGUCGACGAGGCGGUGAGGCGCGCCAACGACACCGACGUCGGCCUGGCCGCCGGCGUCUUUGGCAGGGACGUCGACCAGUGCCACAAGGUCAUCUCCCAGCUCGAGGCCGGCAUCACGUGGGUCAACACGUGGGGCGAGUCGCCCGCCGAGAUGGCGGUCGGCGGGUGGAAGUCGAGCGGUGUGGGCGUCGAGAACGGCCGCAAGGGCCUCGAGGCGUGGGUGCGCAACAAGAGCACGCUCGUCGAGAUGGGCGGGAGCGUGCCCACUGUUUUCUCCAAGUUGUAA